UUCUGUUUUGAACACAGUAGCUGUUCUUCGUUUGGCCAUAGCACCAUGGCCAACCUUUUCAAGAGUUUCUUUGUGUUCAGUGUCACCUUUUACAUUGUGUGUGCUAAGCACGAAGUAUACGAUGGACACUCUCUCUACGAAAUUGUCGUGAAGAAUGAAGAGCAGUCUAACUUCGUCAAUGGCCUGGAAAACGACCUCCCGAUCGACGUGUUUGUUUAUGCAAACACUGGACGCAAUGGACAGAUCCUGGUUCCCAAAGACCAGAAGGCGAACUUCGAAACUCUGUUGGCUUCUAAAGAUGUAGAGUACAGGAUCCAAGUUGAGAACAUUCGGGAACAAUUAGAAAUCGAAGACAAAAUCUUGGCUCAAAUGGCGGCCAGGACUAGCAACAGGUCUUCCGUCGUUGGUCUUGAUUUCGACAAUAUUCACAGAUUCCAAGUGGUCGACGACUACCUCGUCCAAUUGGCUAACGCUUACCCCAAUCUGGUCACCGUUGCAUCAGCUGGAAAAAGUUUUGAAGGUCGUGACAUGAAGUACUUGAAAAUUUCCACCACCAAUUUCCAGGACACAAGAAAACCCGUAGUAUUCCUAAUGUCCCUUCUCCAUGCUCGAGAGUGGGUUACCCUCCCAGCUACGUUGUUUGCCAUUGAGAAACUGGUCCUGGACGUCACUGAGGCUGACUUGGUCAAUGAUAUUGACUGGAUCAUCAUGCCUAUUGCCAACCCUGACGGAUAUGAAUGGACUCACACGAACUUCCGCUUUUGGAGAAAGAACCGCCGUAACGGUUUAAUGGUCGGCAACCUCUGCAUGGGUGUUGAUCUGAACAGAAACUUCGACAUCUUCUGGGGCACAGCUUCCAGCAACAGCGUGUGCUCUGACACUUUCCACGGCCACGGGCCUUUCUCCGAGCCCGAAACUGCAAAUAUCAGAGACGUCCUCAACGAACACUCCGGCCGUAUUGAGAUCUUCAUGGAUCUCCACAGUUUCGGAAGCAUGAUCCUGUACGGAUACGCCAACGGCGUUCUCCCACCCAAUGCGUUGACUAUCAACCUAGUCGGUGUCAAUAUGGCGCAAGCUAUCGACAGAGUCAAAUGGCCCAACAAACCCAAUUACAUUGUCGGCAACGUCUUUCACGUCUUGUACGCUGCUUCAGGCGGCUCCAGCGACUAUGCCCAGGCCAUCGGUAUACCGCUAUCUUACACUUAUGAACUCCCCGCAUUCUCUGGUGCAGGACAAACUUUGAACGGUUUCCUAGUAGACCCAGCUUUCAUCAGACAAGCUGGAUUCGAGACUUGGGAAGGCAUCAAAGCUGGGGCCAGAUUUGUGAGGGACAGUUUAAGUAUGAGAAAAAAUAUGCUCCGUUGAUUUUUGUAUUGGUUUUGAUAAGUUUCAAAAUUAAUUUCGAAUUCAAUAUACCUAUUUCGAUGUAAAAUUUAAAUUAAAAGGAUGCUUGUGCCAUACCUAAAAUCUUUUUGGAUAAUAAACAUUUUAAAACUGACAAUAAACAUAAUCUCAACACCAACAA
Molecule: messenger RNA, 1525 nt
Organism: Ostrinia furnacalis (Asian corn borer)
Lineage: Eukaryota; Metazoa; Arthropoda; Insecta; Lepidoptera; Crambidae
Product: carboxypeptidase B-like
Exons: 6
Coding region: 46-1365 (439 amino acids)
Biological process (GO): proteolysis
Molecular function (GO): zinc ion binding; metallocarboxypeptidase activity
Source: RefSeq, a predicted model, not a curated record